Molecule: messenger RNA, 3882 nt
Organism: Seminavis robusta
Lineage: Eukaryota; Bacillariophyta; Bacillariophyceae; Naviculales; Naviculaceae
Source: the annotation of a GenBank genome assembly
AUGAGAAGUAGCACCACAGGUCGUAGCAGCAAUAGUAGUCGAGAUCGUCUUCAAAGUUUCCGACGGAGUACCACGACGCAAGGGACCGUAGACGCAUCCGCUUUCUUGGAGAGUUUUCACGACGAAGAAGUCGACAACAUGUCGAAUCCUGAUGAUUCCUACGUAGAGCAUGAUGAUUCCAUUGAAGUUGACGACAAAGAGUUUUCAUCCACCAAGAAGGAUUCAGCUGAAGGAUCCAGUCAAGAACUCUCGGGUCCUCUGGGAAACAGUGACAAUCUGGCGGUCAAGCGAUCCAAGCGCUUGGUCUAUCUAGUGCUGACACUGGUCACCGGAGGUUUUGCAGUGGCGGUCUACUUUUUGAUCAGCCACGAAGAGAACAAAACCUUUGAAAGCAAGUUCAGAGACUUUGCAAAAGAGAUCCUGACAUCUGCUGAUUCCAAUGCCAAGGACUUUCUGGGCAAGUACCAGGGAAUCAGCAACACUUUCACUUCCUACUCGAUCGACAAGGGUGCCGCAUGGCCCAACGUGACGCUACCUCACUUUACCAUUCGAACGACCGAGUCCUUUGAAAAGGUUGCUGGAGCCGAGCUCUACAUCUUUAGUCCCAUGGUCACCAAAGCCAACCUUCAAGGCUACGAAAGGUAUGCCUGGGAUCAUCAAGGAUGGAUCGAACAAGACCUCGAGUUGCGAGGGUUGGGAAAGCUGGACCCUGGAUUAAUCCCUGCUCGGGUCUAUCCACACGGUGGCGCCGCUGCGGGACUCGAAGAACACCUCUCCGCACAGCUGCAUGUCCCUAUUUGGCAAGUUGCACCGGUCCCAACCGAUGCCAAGAUUGUCAACUUGGAUCUCUACUCCCAUCCCAGCUUUCAACGCAUGAUCGAGGAAUGCCAUCAGGUCCGACAUACGUUGCUCAGUGAAGUGGUCGACCGGACAUUCAUCUCCGAGAGCAUUCAAACUCUCGACAGCAACGCUCUCACGGAUCGCGAUCCACGUAGUUAUGCCGUCGAACCGGUUUACCGAGACUUUGCCUGGGACAGCGAAGUCGUCGGGUUCAUCUUUGCCGUCGUGCCAUGGUUCACCUACUUUCUCAACAUUCUGCCUCCAGGAACCAACAACUACAUUGUCGAAGUCCAAGACAGCUGCGGAUCUUCCUUUUACUACAAGCUAGAUGGACCCGAUGCCACACUCGUCGACGACAAGGACUUUUCACCCAACCCCGACUUUGCACACUUGACGCAAGCUGCGGAAUUCGCCGAGUUUGCACGGUUCGACGGCGAGUCUUUCGCCGGCAAUAGUAUCCUCCAUUGCUACUACCGCCUCGUCGUGCAUCCAACGGAUGAGCUCAAGAAGGAAUAUGAAAGUGACGAUCCUGUCGUCUACACACUAGUUGUUCUGGCCGUGUUCGGACUAACCGUCUUGACUUUUGUCCUCUACGACUACUUUGUUCAGCGACGGCAAGACAAGGUCAUGUGGGCCGCAACACGAACCGCCGCCAUUGUCUCUUCCCUCUUUCCCAAGAACAUCCAAUCCAAGCUCAUGAAGGAAGCAAUGAGAGAUGACUCCCGGUCCCGACGACGUAGCUUCAGCGGCAAAGACAUGCUCAAAUCCUUCCUUGGAUCGGAGUCGGCCGCCGACGAUGACUCAGUCGUUUUCGACACCAAACCCAUCGCCGAUUUCUUCCCGGAAACCUCCAUCCUCUUCGGUGACAUCGUAGGUUUCACGGCGUGGUCAAGUACGCGCGAGCCUUCGCAAGUCUUCAAGCUGUUAGAGACCAUCUACCAUGAAUUUGACCGGGUGGCAAACCGAAGAAGAAUUUUCAAAGUGGAGACUGUGGGCGAUUGCUAUGUCGCUUGUACUGGAUUGCCAGAUCCCAGACCUGAUCAUGCAGUUGCGAUUUCCCGAUUCGCUCAUGAAUGCCUCUCCAGGCUGGGAUCGUUGUUGAAUCAGCUUGAGACCGAGUUGGGUCCAGAUACAGGAGACCUUGGAAUGCGAGUGGGAAUCCACAGUGGUCCUGUAACCGCUGGAGUCCUCAGAGGGGAAAGAGCUCGGUUCCAACUAUUUGGGGACACAAUGAAUACUGCUAGCCGCAUGGAAUCAACGGGCAGUCGAAACAUGAUUCAAGUUUCUCAAGAGACCGCUGACCUCCUUUUCAAAGGAGACAUGGGCCAUUGGGUUGUUCCACGAGAAGACCUCGUGGAUGUCAAAGGCAAAGGCCAAAUGCAAACUUUCUGGUUACAAGCAAGGAGCAAGGACACCGCAUCAAAAGCAUCCACGUCUACAAACAGCGAUGAGACAAGUGCAGGUGCCAUGCUGGAGAGUUUGCUUCCUUCCUCCAUGCAUGCGAGCCGGUGCCAACAAGGUCAUGUUGACCCAAAGGCGAAGCUCAAUGAGAAGACUUUGCGCCUGGUUGACUGGAAUGUUGAUAUUCUGAUAAAGAUGCUUCAGGAAAUUGAGGCGAGAAGGCUGUCUACGGAUGUUGCUCUGGAUCCUUGUGAGAGACUAUCGCAACUGGAGGAACAGUACCUCUGCAAGACUGACAUGGUUCUCAAUGAAGUGCGAGAGAUCAUUGUGCUUCCAGAAUACAAAACAGAGCUCACCUCCCAUGAACCCAAGAUGGUUAGAUUUAGCUUUGGAAUUGUAGAGCAACUCCGGCAGUACAUCCUGAUCAUUGCAUCAAACUACCACAAGAAUGCAUUCCACAAUUUUGAACAUGCUUCACACGUCACAAUGAGUGUGGUGAAGCUCUUCUCAAGGAUCAUUGCACCUGAUUUGGACAAGGUUGGGGAGAAUAUGGAUAGCCUUCAUGACCACACCUAUGGGAUCACUUCAGACUCUCUUACACAGUUUGCAGUUGUGCUCUCAGCUUUGAUCCAUGAUGUUGAUCAUCCUGGGAUUCCAAAUUCACAGAUGGUGAGAGAACAGAUGGAGGUUGCCAAGCUCUACCAGGGCAAGAGUGUCGCUGAACAGAACUCAGUGGAUCUGGCCUGGGGGCUUUUGAUGAAACCAGAGUUUCAUGACUUGCGCCGUACAAUCUACAAGACUGAAGCAGAGUUCUAUCACUUCCGAGAACUGCUUGUGAACUCUGUGUUGGCAACUGAUAUUAUGGAUGCUGAUCUGAAGGCACUCAGAAACAGGCGAUGGGCCAAGGCCUUCUCGGACAGAAAGGAAGAAAGCAUCCGUGACCAAACCAACAGGAAAGCCACCAUUGUGAUUGAACACUUGAUGCAAGCUUCGGAUGUGUCUCAUACAAUGCAGCAUUGGCACAUUUACCGCAAGUGGAAUUCUCGCCUCUUUGAAGAGCUCUACAUUGCUUAUGCAGAAGGGAGGGGAGAGAAGAACCCAGUGGACUGCUGGUACCAGGGUGAGCUCGGCUUUUUUGAUUUCUACAUCAUUCCUCUGGCGAAAAAGCUCAAGGAAUGUGGUGUGUUUGGUGUGUCUUCGGAGGAGUACUUGCAGUAUGCCACAAACAAUCGCAAUGAGUGGGAACGUAGAGGACAAGAGGUUGUGCAAGAACUGUUGAGGAAACUCAAUGACAGUGGCCAUCUACUGCCGUCAGAUGAGCCGCCACCGCUCAAGUCUAUGCGUAAUCUUCUUCAAGGGCAAGGUGCACAAACAAGGUACAUGGCAAGCAUUCCACCCUCCAAGCCACCUGCCACACAUCCAUCAGCUAGCACUUCAGCGGUGAAAUCCAAGACCCAGAGAGAAAAUGACGGCACCAAGAGUUUUCAUGAGGGCAACCGUGAACUAGAGGAAGAAGGCAAAGAGAGUGAAACCUGUGUUAGUAGUUGCCCAUCCAAUGAUACCCUUUCUUCAGUGGGGGGCAAUCACACUGAGUUGAAACAGAAAGAGACGUCAUCCUUCAGAAAUGAGGUGGAGUGCUGA